CACAUGACUGUGUGGCAACACAUAGCUCCAAUGCCAUCAUUAAGUUUGCUGAUGACACGAUGGUGGUAGGUCUGAUCACUGACAAUGAUGAAACAGCCUACAGAGAGGAGGUGCACACUCUGACACACUGGUGUCAGGAGCACAACCUCUCCCUCAAUGUCAGUAAGACAAAGGAGCUUGUGGUGGACUUCAGAAAAAAAGACAGAGAACACAGUCCCAUCACCAUCAAUGGAGCACCAGUGGAGAAAGUCAGCAGCUUCAAGUUCCUGGGUGUCCACAUCACUGAGGAACUCACAUGGUCCAUCCACACUGAAGUCGUUGUGAAGAAGGCUCAUCAGCGCCUCUUCUUCCUGAGACGGAUGAGGAAGUUUGGAAUGAACCGCCACAUCCUCACACGGUUCUACACCUGCACUGUAGAGAGCAUCCUGACUGGCUGCAUCUCCGCCUGGUACGGCGAUAGCACCACCCACAACCGCAAAGCACUGCAAAGGGUGGUGCGAACUGCCAGACACAUCAUCGGAGGUGAGCUUCCCUCCCUCCAGGAAAUAUAUACAAGGCGGUGUGUGAAAAAAGCUCGGAGGAUCAUCAGAGACUCCAGCCACCCGAGCCAUGGGCUGUUCUCACUGCUACCAUCAGGUAGGCGGUAUCGCAGCAUCAGGACCCGCACCAGCCGACUCCAUGAUAGCUUCUUCCCCCAAGCAAACAGACUUCUGAACUCUUGAUCUCCCACGAUCAAAAUACAUCAGCCCUGCACUUUAUUACUCUUUUAUCUCACACCGGACUGUCAUAAAUUAUAUUACUGUCAUUAUAUUAUGUCUCUCUUAACAACUGACUAUCAACCGACAGCCUGAAUGUCAAUACAGUACAAUACUGUACAUUCUAUAUAUAUA
Messenger RNA from Myxocyprinus asiaticus (Chinese sucker), 890 nucleotides. RefSeq lists its product as uncharacterized. The transcript is spliced from 2 exons. Gene Ontology annotation, molecular function: methyltransferase activity; 2-oxoglutarate-dependent dioxygenase activity. The record is from RefSeq and is a predicted model, not a curated record. NCBI's taxonomy places the organism in Eukaryota, Metazoa, Chordata, Actinopteri, Cypriniformes, Catostomidae. The coding region runs from base 60 to 722 and encodes 220 amino acids.